Drosophila biarmipes is the source of this 445-nucleotide messenger RNA. Its product is annotated as protein midgut expression 1. Lineage: Eukaryota; Metazoa; Arthropoda; Insecta; Diptera; Drosophilidae. The record is from RefSeq and is a predicted model, not a curated record. The transcript is spliced from 2 exons. The coding region runs from base 113 to 382 and encodes 89 amino acids.
UUGAUGUCAUUUUACCCCUGAGCAUAUGCCCAAGUAUCCCUCAGCGUUUUCAGUCAUAUUUCUUUUUUAAAAAGUUUAUACAUAUAUAAGCAAAUUUCUGGUGAUAGCAAUUAUGUGUCUGCGAUUAGUUAGAAGUGCGCUCUGCUGCUGUUGCAAAUUGGGUGUCAAAUGUCUGUGCUUUUUGGUCUUCUCCACGAUCGGGAUUCUGAUCAUAGUGGCCUUGGUCGUGUAUUUUUGUUUUUUCUACAAUAAAUCAGAGGACACCACCACAAAGGCUUACUCGGAUUCCACGACGGGCACUACUGUAGAGGACCUUACAAGUACAACUGGUGCCAAGGCUCUAAUCAGGGCGUAUCUGCAUAACCUUAUAGAUAGAAUAUAAAUAAUGAAAAGAACAUAAAAGUAUUAUAACUAAGGGUAAUCUAAAUAGAAUGGUCUUCCUGAA